AUUUUUUAAAGGGAGAUCCAGGAAGGCCUCUUUGAGGAAGUGAUAUUUGAGGAAAGAUCUGGAAGGAGGUGAGGGAUGUGAGAAAGGGUGCUAGAGGCAAAAGCAACAACCUGCAUGAAGGCCCUGAGGCAGGGUGUCAGGGGCUCAGCAGGCACAGUCACGUGUGUCUCUGAGGGACUCCACCAUCCUGGUGUGUUAUGGGGACAGUGAAAAGGCCCGUGUUACUGGAGCAGAGUGAGGAGGAGGAGGAGGGGAAGGUGGGGACAGGACGAGGCAGGUUAUGCAGGGUCUAGUGGGCUGUAGGGAGGGGGGACUUGGGCUUUGACCCCUGGCUCCCACCCCGGGGAAGGUGGGAGCCAUGGAGGGUGCUGGGCAGAGGAGGGGCAGAUCCUGGCUGGGAUGUUUAUGAUCACUUAUUUAUUUUUUCUCCCCACACACUGGGCUGUGGUCGCCCUUUGCGAAGGGGAGGGGCACCCAGAGCUCUCCCAGUCACCCUUGGGAAGCACUGGCUGGUAGGAGAGGUUGGGGGACACCCCCCCUUUUGUUCCCCCACUGUUUAGCAAACACACUGUCGGCUCCAAGGAGACAGACGGCCUGGGAAUCAUCAGAUCCUGUGGCUGGACCCUUCCUCCUCCCAGCCUAGUGCCCAGAGCCACCCAUGGGGUCUGCCCUCUCACCCCCAAUAACACAGGGCUAGGAACCCUGUCUCGGAGGCAGGUAGGAGGGGGACACAGCCCAGGGUGGGCGUCACAGCCAUUCCUCUGCCCACCCACCCACAGCCAGCCCAGCACAUAGGCUGGGCUCAGCACGAAGGUUCCGGGUCUGGGUUUGAAUCCCGUCCUCACCAGUUUUUUUUGGAACAGGACGCCUCCUCCAGGGAGCCUCCCUGGGUUGGCCCACGCCCCCCAGGUUGGGUUUUCACUCCUAGGGUGCCCCCAGCUUGGCUGGUGCUCCAUCUUGGUCUAAGUCCCUUCUGGAGAGUGACGGGCUCCCCUCCACACUGAGGACACCCUCUGCUCCUCGCAGAGACCCUGAGACCCUGCUUCUGCCUGGGUAACGCAAAGGUAGCAUUUGUUCAGUGCAUGACCUCAUCUCACAGAGGCUCACAAUCUCUCUCUGUGUUGUUCUACUGUGCCAAACGUGUAUUAAGCACCAAAUGUAUGCCAGGCACUGUUCUGUGGGAACCUGUGGGGAGGUGUUCCAGGCAGAGGGCACGGCCCGUGCAGAGGCCCUAAGGCACGACCGUGCCAGGUGUGCUAGAGGCACAGCGAGGAGGCCUGUGUGACUGGGGUGAAGCAAGUGAAGAAGGAAGCUGGACGCUACGGGACGUGGUGCAGAGUACGAGAGAGGAAACUGAGGCACAAAGAUGGUAACGAGUCAAGGCGUCCUGGCACAGUGAGGAUUUGAACUAUACCCAUCUUGUGGAUGGAACUGGAGGCAGGAUGGGCACACAGGCAGUCCCUCAGGGGGGUCCAGGAGGGGAGCCCAGCUGGCCUGUGAGCCACUCAGCCUGGUGCAAGCUGUGGGCAGGGAACAGGGGAAAGGUGCUGGGCCCGGGCCCACACUGGGUUGGGCAGGUGGUCACGUGACCGUCCAGGCCGCCUCCCCGGGGCCCAUUGGCCGCUUGCCCCUGCCGGCUGGGCCUGCGCCUGCCCUGGACCCUAUAAGGCCAGGGAGCCGAGGGCAGAGCCAGCUGCCAGCCGGGCCAGUCCGUCCUCAGGGGGACCCCCGCGCAGUCCAGGUGAACGGGGCCGCGUCUGCUUCAGUGACACCAGGGCAAGGCCAGGCCUGCAGCUUCUCACAUUCUCACUAUGUCUGCUCCGGACGAAGGGAGACGAGAUCCCCCCAAAUCCAAGGGCAAGACCCUGGGCAGCUUCUUUGGGUCCCUGCCUGGCUUCAGCUCUGCCCGGAACCUGGUGGCCAACGCACAUAGCUCGGCGAGAGCCCGGCCAGCCACUGACCCCGCAGGAGCGCCUGCCGCCGAGGCUGCCCGACCACAGGCUCAGGUCCCUGUCCCCACAGUGGCCGCCCACCCAGAGCAGACGGCCCCAUGGACGGAGAAGGAGUUGCAACCUUCGGAAAAGCAAAUGGUGUCCGGGGCCAAAGACCUGGUGUGUUCCAAGAUGUCCAGGGCCAAGGAUGCUGUCUCCUCCGGGAUGGCCAGCGUGGUGGAUGCGGCUAAGGGAGUGGUCCAGGGAGGCCUGGAUACCACUCGGUCUGCACUCACGGGCACCAAGGAGGUGGUGUCCAGCGGGGUCACGGGGGCUGUGGACAUGGCUAAGGGGGCUGUCCAAGGGGGUCUGGACACCUCGAAGGCUGUCCUCACCGGCACCAAGGACACGGUGUCCACUGGGCUCACGGGGGCAGUGAAUGUGGCCAAAGGGACCGUACAGGCCGGCGUGGACACCACCAAGACUGUGCUGACCGGCACCAAAGACACAGUGACUACUGGGGUCAUGGGGGCAGUGAACUUGGCCAAAGGGACUGUCCAGACCGGCGUGGACACCUCCAAGGCUGUGCUGACUGGCACUAAAGAUGCUGUGUCCACUGGGCUCACGGGGGCAGUGAAUGUGGCCAGAGGAACCAUUCAGACCGGUGUGGACACUAGUAAGGCUGUCCUAACAGGUACCAAGGACACCGUCUGUAGUGGGGUGACCGGUGCCAUGAACGUGGCCAAAGGAACCAUCCAGACCGGCGUGGACACCACCAAGACUGUCCUAACUGGUACCAAGGACACCGUCUGCAGUGGGGUGACCGGUGCCAUGAACUUGGCCAAAGGGGCCGUCCAGGGGGGCCUGGACACCACUAAGUCUGUGGUCAUGGGUACAAAAGACACAGUGUCCACUGGGUUCAUGGGGGCAGCGAACGUGGCCAAGGGGGCCGUGCAAACUGGGCUGAACACAACCCAAAAUAUCGCAGCAGGUACAAAGGACACCAUCUGUAGUGGGGUAACUGGUGCCAUGAACUUGGCCAGAGGAACCAUCCAGACAGGCAUGGACACCACCAAGACGGUCCUAACAGGUACCAAGGACACCGUCUGCGGUGGGGUGACCGGUGCCGUGAAUGUGGCCAAAGGGGCCGUCCAGGGGGGCCUGGACACCACCAAGUCUGUCCUGACUGGCACUAAAGACGCUGUGUCCACCGGGCUCAUGGGGACAGCAAACGUGGCCAAGGGAGCCGUCCAGACGGGUGUAGACACAGCCAAGACCGUGCUGACCGGCACCAAGGACACAGUGACUACUGGGCUCAUGGGGGCAGUGAAUGUCGCCAAAGGGACCGUCCAGACCGGCGUGGACACCACUAAGACCGUGCUGACCGGCACCAAGAAUACAGUCUGCAGUGGGGUCACCGGUGCCGCGAAUGUGGCCAAAGGGGCCGUCCAGGGGGGCCUGGACACCACCAAGUCUGUCCUGACUGGCACUAAAGACGCUGUGUCCACUGGGCUCGACUGUCCAGACCGGGGCCGUCCAGGGGGGCCUGGACACCACCAAGUCUGUGUUAACCGGUACCAAGGACACCGUCUGCAGUGGGGUCACUGGUGCCGUGAGAACGUGGCCAAAGGGGCCGUCCAGGGGGGCCUGGACACCACCAAGUCUGUGGUCAUGGGUACGAAAGACACAGUGUCCACCGGGCUCACGGGGGCAGCGAACGUGGCCAAGGGGGCUGUCCAGACGGGUGUAGACACAGCCAAGACCGUGCUGACUGGCACCAAGGACACAGUGACUACCGGGCUCAUGGGAGCAGUGAAUGUUGCCAAAGGGACCGUCCAGACUGGCAUGGACACCACCAAGACUGUCCUAACCGGCACCAAGGACACUGUCUGCGGUGGGGUGACUGGUGCCGCGAAUGUGGCCAAAGGGGCCGUCCAGGGGGGCUUGGACACCACCAAGUCUGUCCUGACUGGCACUAAAGCCGCUGUGUCCACUGGGCUCACAGGCGCUGUAAACUUGGCCAAAGGGACUGUCCAGACCGGCAUGGACACCACCAAGACUGUCCUAACCGGUACCAAGGACACCGUCUGCAGUGGGGUGACCGGUGCCGUGAAUGUGGCCAAAGGGGCCGUCCAGACUGGCGUGGACACCACCAAGUCUGUCCUGACCGGUACCAAGGACACCGUCUGCGGUGGGGUGACCGGUGCCGUGAACGUGGCCAAGGGGGCUGUGCAAACUGGACUGAAAACGACCCAAAAUAUCGCUACAGGUACAAAGAACACCCUUGGCAGUGGGGUGACCGGUGCCGUGAAUGUGGCGAAAGGGGCCGUCCAGACAGGUGUAGACACAGCCAAGACCGUGCUGACCGGCACUAAGGACACAGUGACUACCGGGCUCAUGGGGGCAGUGAAUGUCGCCAAAGGGACCGUCCAGACUGGCAUGGACACCACCAAGACUGUCCUAACCGGCACCAAGGACACCGUCUGCGGUGGGGUGACCGGUGCCGCGAAUGUGGCCAAAGCGGCCGUCCAGGGGGGCCUGGACACCACCAAGUCUGUCCUGACUGGCACAAAAGACGCUGUGUCCACUGGGCUCACAGGGGCUGCAAACUUGGCCAAAGGGACUGUCCAGACCGGUGUGGACACCACCAAGACUGUCCUAACUGGUACCAAGGACACCGUCUGUAGUGGGGUGACCGGUGCCGUGAAUGUGGCCAAAGGGGCCGUCCAGGGGGGCCUGGACACCACUAAGUCUGUGGUCAUGGGUACAAAAGACACAGUGUCCACCGGGUUCAUGGGGGCAGUGAAUGUCGCCAAAGGGACCGUCCAGACCGGGGUGGACACCACCAAGACCGUGCUGACCGGCACUAAGAAUACAGUCUGCAGUGGGGUGACCAGUGCCGCGAAUGUGGCCAAAGGGGCCGUCCAGGGGGGCCUGGACACCACCAAUGUGGCCAAAGGGGCCGUCCAGGGGGGCCUGGACACCACCAAGUCUGUCCUGACUGGCACUAAAGACGCUGUGUCCACUGGGCUCACAGGCGCUGUGAACUUGGCCAAGGGGACUGUCCAGACCGGUGUGGACACCACCAAGACUGUCCUAACCAGUACCAAGGACACCGUCUGCAGUGGAGUCACUGGUGCUGUGAAUGUGGCCAAAGGGACCGUUCAGACAGGUGUGGACACAGCCAAGACGGUGCUGAGUGGCACUAAGGACACAGUGACUACUGGAGUCAUGGGGGCAGUGAAUGUCGCCAAAGGAACCAUGCAGACUGGCGUGGAUACCUCCAAGGCUGUGCUAACGGGUACCAAGGACACCGUCUGCAGUGGGGUGACCGGUGCCAUGAGCAUGGCCAAAGGGGCCGUCCAGGGGGGCCUGGACACCACCAAGGCAGUGCUGACCGGAACCAAAGAUGCAGCGUCUGCUGGGCUCAUGGGGUCAGGGAACGUGGCAACACUGAGCCGGAAAAUGUCGCCCCCAGUCCCUCCAACUCAUUCUGCAGCCAUCGCCAAGCGGUGGGGCUUCUUCGGGGGGCUGCUGUGCCUCCCAGACAGGCUCCGGGGCUACUUGCCCGAUGAGCAUCUCUGGACCUGGAGAACCCGCGAAACGGCGGCCCCCUUCCUCGCGGUGGCCUCAGGGCAGUUCUGCUCCACCUUGUUCUGUGGUCCCGUGGCUUGCCAGUGCGUCCACCCCAGGGGCCUUCACUUAACUUUUAUAAAGCCCAAGCCCCAAUGCUCUGAGGGGCUUCUGGGACUGAGCAGUGCACCUUCCUUUUCAGCUCAGCUGGCUGCCUCCCAGCCCGGGCCGAAGGUGCUGUCGGCGGAGCAGGGGAGCUACUUCAUUCGUUUAGGUGACCUGGGUCCCAGCUUCCGUCAGCGGGCAUUUGAACACGCGGUGAGCCACCUGCAGCACGGCCAGUUCCAAGCCAGAGACACUCUGGCCCAGCUCCAGGAUUGCUUAAAGCUGAUUGAAGAGGCCCAGCAGGCUCCAGAGGGGCAGCCGUGUCUGGACCAGGGCUCAGGUGCCCGUGUGGAGGAUGCUGCUGUCCAGGAGGAGCGGGACGCCAGGGCUCUGUCCAGGGUCUGCAGCCUUCUCCAGCAGCUGCACACAGCCUACAGUGGCCUGGCCUCCAGCCUCCAGGGCCUGCCCGCCGAGCUCCAGCAGCCGGUGAAGCGGGCGCGGCGCAGCCUCUGUGAGCUCUAUGGCCUCGUGGCCUCGGCCGGCUCUGUAGAGGCGCUGCCCGCAGAGCAGCUGGUGCAGUGCCACGAGGGUGUGCACCAGGCGUGGCAGGGGCUAGAGCAGCUGCUGGAGGGCCUACAGCACAACCCCCCGCUCAGCUGGCUGGUAGGGCCCUUCGCCUUGCCCCCCGGCGGGCAGCAGCUGUAGGAGCCUGCAGGCCCAGGGCAGGGUCGCCCUGCUCUGCCCACGGAGGAGCUGCCUCAGAACCUUCUCUCCAGCCCCAAACCUGGAUCGGUUUCCUAAAGCCCUAGACCUUUGGGGUUGCAGCUGGCGGAGCACUGAGGGGCUGCGGAGGCAGUGACCUUCUGAGCGGAGCCACCCCACGCCCUGCUCCGGGCCUGCCUGCACCUCCCACCUCCUCCCCAGCACUGCUUGCCCCUCUCGGAGCCUGGGGUCACUCAGACCGCCAGCCAGGAGCCUUCCCUUGAAGACCCUGAGCGAGUACUGCAAUUAGGAAAGAGAAAAAGCAGCAUGCCCAGUCUGGAAGGGCAUCCAUUUGCCUUGAUAGCAACCCUUUUAUAUCUAGCGGGGCUCUUCCAGUCCUGCAACACAGGCCCCCAGCUACCAGCGGUGCAGGCAGUGCUGUGGCAUCCCAGGCUCCAGGCAGCUCCGUCCUUGUGCUGAAAGCGGGUCUCUGGCCUUAGCACACCUUGAGGGUCUUAAGAACCACAUUCUCUCAUACUAGAAGGUACUAGAAAAUGUGAAACUUGGCACACCUGUAAUCCCAGCACUUUGGGAGGCCGAGGUGAGCGGAUCACGAGGUCAGGAGAUCGAGACCAUCCUGGC
Cercocebus atys (sooty mangabey) is the source of this 6953-nucleotide messenger RNA. RefSeq names its product perilipin 4 (gene PLIN4). The record is from RefSeq and is a predicted model, not a curated record. NCBI's taxonomy places the organism in Eukaryota, Metazoa, Chordata, Mammalia, Primates, Cercopithecidae. The transcript has 12 exons. Gene Ontology annotation, cellular component: plasma membrane. Bases 1812 to 6314 code for a protein of 1500 amino acids.